UGCUAUCUUGGAAGUUAAAGCAAAUUGACAGAGUCAAGGGAGGGAAAAUUUUCAACAGUACAGAGAGAGAGAGUGACGAGUUUCUUUCUUCCUCUGGAAAUGAUGAAUACCCCAGAAAAGACCCAGAUCAGCUCUUCACUCUCUAAGUUUGAGGAUUCUCCGGUCUUUAACUAUAUCAACAGUCUCUCCCCCAUCAAGCCUGUCAAAUCCGUGCAUGUUACACAGACAUUCAACCCGCUUAGUUUCGCAUCACUGCCCUCUAUUUUCACUUCGCCCCAUGUCAGCUCUCACAAGGAAUCUAGGUUCCUGAAAUGCUCUACAGAUCCAUCAAAACCCGAGUUGUCUUCUGCUGAUGGGACUAAAGUUAGUCCGGUGGAGGAUGCCGGUGUGGAUGUACAUGAGAAUUUCGAUCCAGCAGUUUCCCUGGGUGAGGUUUCUUUUGAGCUGCCUAAUGAACCAUCAAGGAUUGCAAUCGAGCUGCCACAGACGUUAAAAUAUGAUUGUGGUAGCCCUGACUGUGCUCCAACACCUUGUGUAAUCGAGAUGAAUUGUGUCUCUCAACCUACCUGCACAUCUCUCGCGAUUGUACCGUUCGUUCAAGAGGCCUCUCAAAAAGGUUUAUCUGAUGGCGUGGAAGUAGCUGCCACUUUCCAGAUCGAGCGAAAAAAGGAAACGAUUGGAUCUGAGUGGGAGAGUUUGAUUUCUGAGACAGCUGACCUAUUGAUUUUUAGUUCCCCCAACGACUCUGAGGCUUUUAGGGGUGUAAUUCUGAAAUCAUUGGACCCUGGUAGUACAAUUUGUUCUACUCUUAUUUCGCAGUUCCCACAAGAUGAUAUCAGUGAUUAUAAAGAUCAAACUGAAGGAAUCACUGGGCUCAGCGAAAUUAAUAGUGUGAAUGAAAGUUUUGAGGAUAAUAAUGUGACAAACAUCGUGCCCGGCAGUCUGACUGAUCAUAUGGAAAAUCGCAUGUCCGCCCCAUAUUCUAUUGAGCCUGGUUCUAAUUUGCAUCGCGGGUUCAGACGGCGCUGUUUAGACUUUGAGAUGCUGGCAGCUCGAAGGAAGAACUUAGAUGGCGGUUCAAAUACCAACUCUUCUGUCGAUAACAAAUUGAAGCCCAGUAAGGCUGGCUGUGAUUCCUCAAGGUGCAUUGUACCCGGAAUUGGUUUGCACCUAAAUGCUCUAGCAAUAGCCUCGAGGGAUAACAAUAAUUCGAAGCUUGAAACUUCAUCAUCUGGGACACAAAAGCUAAUUCUCCCUUGCACCACUACAUCCAAUUCACCCACAGCAGAUAACGAAACUGCACAUGAAUCUUUACUGGCUUCUGUCUCGACCAAAAGAGAAACCGAUGAUGUCGAAAAUGGGGUUCAACUUGCAGAAGAUGCUUCUCAGGCAUCUGCCUAUUUAGUUAAUGAAGAGUUCAAUCAAAAUAGUCCAAAAAAGAAGAGGCGGAGAUUGGAACAAGCCGGAGAGAGUGAGGCCUGUAAAAGAUGCAAUUGCAAGAAAUCGAAGUGUCUGAAACUCUACUGCGAAUGCUUUGCUGCUGGUGUAUACUGCAUCGAGCCUUGUUCUUGUCAAGACUGCUUUAAUAAGCCUAUCCAUGAAGAUACUGUACUUGCAACUCGCAAGCAGAUCGAGUCUCGAAACCCACUUGCAUUUGCUCCCAAAGUGAUCAGAACCUCUGAUCCGAUACCCGAAGUUGGAGAUGACUUGAUCACAACACCGGCUUCAGCUCGACAUAAACGAGGAUGCAACUGCAAGAAAUCAAAUUGCCUGAAGAAAUAUUGUGAAUGCUUUCAGGGUGGUGUCGGAUGUUCCAUCAACUGCAGAUGCGAAGGCUGUAAGAAUGCAUUUGGUCGGAAAGAAGGAUCUGCUAUUUUGGAAGCCGAAGGAGAUCCCGGAGAAGAAACAGAUCCUUCGGAGAAGAAUGCAGCUAACAAAAAAUUCGAAGAAACAGACAUCUUGAAUAACGAAGAGCAAAAUCCAGCUGCUCUCCCAACAACUCCAUUACAGCUUUGCAGACCUUUGGUUCAACUGCCAUUUUCAUCUAAGGGUAAACCGCCACGGUCCUUUAUCGCCAUUGGAUCAUCUUCCGCACUGUAUACCGGGCACAUAUAUGGAAAGCCUAAUAUUAUCCAACCACCAAACAUUAUCGAAAAGCAUUUCCAAUCCGUUGCAGAAGAUGAAACACUCGAGAUUCUACAAGGCAAUUCUUCUCCGGGAACCAGCAUUAAAACGUCAUCCCCCAACAGUAAGAGGAUCUCUCCUCCACAAUGUGAGUUAGGGUCAACCCUUGGUGGUGGUCGGAGUGGCCGGAAGUUGAUAUUGCAGUCAAUACCCUCAUUUCCUUCUCUUACUCCUAAGCAUUAAAAGAUGAAAAUUCUUUAAAAUCUGUCAUGUUUUCUUUUAGGCUGUAUCUGUGUAAUAA
Hibiscus syriacus is the source of this 2425-nucleotide messenger RNA. RefSeq names its product protein tesmin/TSO1-like CXC 2. The transcript has 11 exons. Bases 100 to 2367 code for a protein of 755 amino acids. The record is from RefSeq and is a predicted model, not a curated record. Lineage: Eukaryota; Viridiplantae; Streptophyta; Magnoliopsida; Malvales; Malvaceae. Gene Ontology annotation, molecular function: DNA-binding transcription factor activity.